Molecule: messenger RNA, 18726 nt
Organism: Scophthalmus maximus (turbot)
Lineage: Eukaryota; Metazoa; Chordata; Actinopteri; Pleuronectiformes; Scophthalmidae
Gene: kmt2d
Product: lysine (K)-specific methyltransferase 2D
Exons: 55
Coding region: 596-15898 (5100 amino acids)
Biological process (GO): positive regulation of transcription by RNA polymerase II
Cellular component (GO): MLL3/4 complex; nucleus
Molecular function (GO): histone H3K4 methyltransferase activity; histone binding; transcription coactivator activity
Source: RefSeq, a predicted model, not a curated record
UCCACAGGCGAGUGAAGACUUCGGAGAAAAUAGAUUCUCUGGCGUAUCAAACAAAGUCUGGCCCGGUAACUUCCGGACGCUCUGUUUUGUGUAAACUUGCAGCGGCUUCAACGACUCGCGAGCGAGACUCCAGAGCAGAUGCUAGCUAAUGUUAGCUCUUUAAGUCGUCAAGCUACGUCCACAAGCAGAGAGAGAGUCGGGCGGCAGACAGGGUUUGGAUUCCCCGCACAGAGCCGCGGAACCCUUUCGGGGCUGGUCGAAGACGCGUGUCGGUGCGGUGCCGUUCCCGGGCAGUGUGUGGCCAAUCCACACAAAGCUCAGGCUGCUGCUGGUUAGCUAGCUAACCGUAGCAUUGUACCCUCUAGUGGAGCAGCUAGCGUCGCUAGCAUCAGCACAGCACAGCCUGCCUUCCGCCGACGUGCACUUCCCCCACUCUCCCUCCAGCCGGCUAGCCGCAGCGUUAGUCCGGUACAUAAAAUGAAGCGACCAUCAGCGUUUUGGGAAGCUGUGUGGUUGUUUGGAUUUUGCUGAUGUAUGAGGAGACGAUAUUGUUUUUGUGAGAUCUCUGUCAAGGAGGUCAAAAUCAGUACAGGGAAUGGACGAGCAGAAAUCAAACUGCGAAGAGAAUGACUCCGAAACAACAGCUGAUGACAGUGCCCCUGCAGAGCAGCCUGUUUCCUCUCAGGAGGAGUCCAAAGACCCCCCUGGUGAUGACUAUGUGUCCCCUGCUACAGCAGCCUCUUCCAGCACACCCGUAGAGUACGUUCAAGCCUGUGCGCUUUGUAACUGUGUGGAGCGGAGCCUGCAUGGGCAGCGGGAACUGAGACAUUUUGGGCCAUUUUCGGAGCAGCUGACCCUCGAGCCAUCAGGAUCUCCACCGUCACAACCCGGGAAUGAUGACCUGUCUUCCAUUGGAUUUUCGGACUCCUUCUGUUUGGCGGCACUCUUUGAUGAUUCAGGGGGGUGUUGGGUUCAUCACUGGUGUGCGGUGUGGUCGGAGGGAGUAAAGCGGACGGAGAAUGAGGAGCUGGAGAACGUGGAUAAGGCCGUUAUCUCAGGGACACAGCGGCUUUGCCAAUAUUGCAAAAGGCUGGGCGCAACCAUUCGAUGCCAUGCUGAGGGCUGCUCACGGUUCUACCACUUUCCUUGCUCAGCAGCCAGUGGAUCUUUCCAGUCCAUGAAGCAGUUGGUCCUCCUCUGUCCAGAACACAUAGAGAAGGCUGAGGAGUUGUCAGGUGAAGAGGCUUGGUGUGCAGUGUGCGACUCAGCGGGUGAGCUCACGGACUUGCUGUUCUGUACGGGUUGUGGAUUACAUUAUCAUGCAGCUUGUCUUGAGAUUGGUGCCACGCCCAUUCAACGGGCAGGAUGGCAGUGCCCAGAGUGUAAAGUGUGCCAGACUUGCAGACAACCAGGAGAGGACUCCAAAAUGUUGGUAUGUGAUGCCUGUGAUAAGGGCUAUCACACCUUCUGUCUUCAGCCAGCCAUGGAUUCUCUUCCCUCUGACCCAUGGAAAUGCAGAAGGUGUCGUGUAUGCACUGAGUGUGGUCUCCGUGGACUGGCACUGCCAGGUUCGGCGCAGUGGUUCGAUAACUACGCCGUUUGUGAAAGCUGCCAGCGCCACCGCAGCUCUGUGUGUGGAGUUUGCAGCAAAGCUGCCAGCCCAUCUGUUGCUCUGCAGUGCUGCAGCAUGUGCCGCAGGUGGGUGCACGGUGAGUGUGCUUCACCGGUGGAGCUUCCAGAAGCAAAGUGCAUUUGCUUGCUUUGCAAGGAGAAUCAUCAACAGUCUGUCACUGAAGCACCCACAACAGAGAUACAAACCAGAGAAGCAUCUGAGGAGACUGAAGGACACGUGGAUUUUGUGGAGAUGACCAUCCAAACAGAUGCAGACGUAAUGACAGAGGAGCAGACGGGCUUAUUAGAGGGGACUCCAGGACAGAUGGGAAAAUCAGAGAUGGGUCAGGCGGAAACCACAACUGACACAGAGACACCCAUGGACUUGGGGGAGGAGGCUGCAGUUGUUGAGACAACAGAGGUUGGGGAGAAAACCAUGGAGGAGGAGCCAGUGGUAGUAACAAAAGAAUCACCCUCUGAGGUGGCCGCCGCUCCACUAGAGUCUACAGAAUGUGCAGCAACAGAACACGAAGCCUCUUGUUUACCUGCUGAUGAAGAGAGAGCACAAAAGGCCGUCAGCCACGUGACCCAGGCCACCGCUUCCCAGGACCCCACAGCAGAGACACAGUCCAAUGAUCCUAAUGUAAAACCAGCAUCCGUUUCACAGCAGGGCCCUGAAAAUAUGGAGGUGGAGAAGCAGGAGUCCACUCCCUCAGUGGUACAAGUAUCACCAGAGUUAUUGAAGAGUGGCUCUGAUCAUUCUAUCACGGAACCCUUCAGUACGGAUCCACCAAAGUCUCCUGCUUCUCCUGCCUCUGUGGACAAAACAGAGCAUUUGCCCAUGCUUGAUGAGCAGGAAAAAAGUCCAUGCCACGACCCUCAGUUUCCAUCUCUUCGGUCUUUAUCAGUAGACGCACAAGAGACCCUCUCUGCUGUGGACAUGGAGGGGGGGUUACUACCUAACUCUGAGGAGGAGGAUGAGGAAGAAGAGGAUGAUGAGCAAAUGAAAGGAGAAGGACUUAACAUUGAUAUAAAACAAGAACCGCUGGAACAAGAGAUUAAGCCGGAAUUGCUGCUAGAUGAGAUGUCUAAUAUGAGCCACGGAGAUGAGAGCAGCAGUGGCUUUUUGGGCUCACCAGGAGAAGUUGAUCCUCAGCUCUCCAUGGAGCUUGGCCUUGUACCUUCUGGCUGCUCACAUGCGGAUAACAUGCUCAGUGAGACGGAUGAUUCACUUCCCUUUGAACCCUUCAGAAGUGACAGAGAGAAGGUGAAACGCAGAGGAUCCCCAGGCCGCUCAAGGGUCAAACAGGGGCGAAGCAGUAGUUUCCCUGCGAAGCGUAGACCUCGAGGUGGUGGUGGUGGGGGGAGAGGGCGUGGUGGUAGGUCACGUCUCAAAGCCAUGGCCUCCUGCAUCGAUGCCUUCUUGCUGAGCAUGACAGCAGAGACUGGAGUUAAUAAGGAAGAAGAGGAGGAGGAAGAUGACACCAUGCAGAACACCGUUGUUCUUUUCUCAAACACGGAUAAAUUUGUCCUGCUCCAGGAUAUGUGUGUCGUGUGUGGCAGUUUUGGAAAGGGCAUGGAGGGGCAGUUGUUGGCUUGUGCACAGUGUGCCCAGUGUUACCAUCCUUACUGUGUGAACAGCAAAAUCACCAAGACGAUGCUCCGUAAAGGCUGGCGUUGUUUGGAAUGUAUUGUGUGCGAGAUGUGUGGAAAGGCUUCAGACCCCUCCCGCCUGCUGCUGUGUGAUGACUGUGAUGUCAGCUAUCACACCUAUUGCUUGGACCCUCCCUUGCACACUGUACCCAAGGGUGGCUGGAAGUGCAAAUGGUGUGUGUGCUGUGUGCAGUGUGGCUCCAACUCACCAGGUUUCCACUGCGAGUGGCAGAACAACUACACCCACUGUGGCCCCUGUGCCAGCCUUGUCUCCUGUCCAGUGUGCAGAGAGAACUUCAUGGAGGAGGAGCUGCUGCUGCAGUGUCAGUACUGCGAUCGAUGGGUCCAUGCUGUCUGUGAGAGUCUGUACACAGAGGAUGAGGUGGAACAAGCUUCUGAUGAGGGCUUUGCAUGCACAUCCUGCACCCCAUAUGUUCCAAAACCUUUGGUAGUAGAGUCAGCCAUUAUGGCUUCAAUAAAGAUCAAAGAGCCAGAACCCCAGUUCUACCGGUUGGAGGGUGUGUGGCUGACGGAGUCAGGAAUGUCCCUGCUCCGCAGCAUCUCCAUGUCUCCCCUGCACAAGAGACGGCAGCGUCGCUCCCGUCUGGGCACUCUGUGCUGUGAAGGAGGUCCUGAUGGAAUGGAUCUGAGGGAGGUUGACGGAGAUGGCUGUGGGGAGCCCAUGGACUGUGAUUCCAAGAUGGACAACACUGGGAGCCCUGACAGAGAAGGUGGUGCUGAGAGGGAUGCCGGUGAUGGCAUGGCUGAUGGUGACGGUCUCAAAGGGGGAGCAGAUGAUGCAGAUGAUGGUAAAAAAAGAAAGCGAAAACCCUACAGGCCUGGAAUUGGAGGCUUCAUGGUGCGACAAAGAAAGUGUCACACACGGAUGAAGAAAGAAUUUUUUGCCCAGCUGGCUGGAGAGACAACGUUAGACGGACAGCCAAUAGAAAGAACCAUUGAGGAUGGACCCCAUCCUGACACAGAUAACAUAAUGGAUCCUAAACCAGUGGAGGGUGAGGAACAGGCCAAGAAACGUCGAGGCCGAAAGAAGAGCAAACUGGAGGACAUGUUUCCAUCUUAUCUCCAGGAGGCUUUCUUUGGGAAGACGCUAAUAGACUUGAGUAAGAAAGCUGGGAUGAUACCACACGGGCACAGGCCAGGUACAUGCCUUGUCCGACCUUCAUUACCAGCACCGUCAGGGGUCAAAGCUACUCCCCCAGAGACUGAGGCCAAGGAUCGUGCUGUGGAAGAUAAUUUUCCUCUCAAGCAAGAGGGGGAUGAGGGCCCCCAAGCUCAGGGAGAAGGUGCAGGAGUCUCAGCACCAUCCUCAUUGCUGAAGGACCAGGUGUCUACUGAUCCUCAUAACUUUGAUGCAGUAAAGAGUGAAGGUCUUCCGCAAGGAGUUGAGAGUCAGGAUUCUGAGCAGUUCUUCAGGAAGGUUCUAGGCGUGUCAGACGGCUCCACUUUGGGGGGCAUGAAGCCCAUCUUGGAGGGCAGUAAGGGAGAACUCAAUCGUAGCGCCCUGCCACAAAGAGCUCUCCUCUCAGGGUCCCUGCCCUCAGCUGGAAUGAUGGAUGCCUUUCCUGGCCUCUCUCAGUCGCCGUUCUUUGACAUGCGGGACCGAGGAGGGCUGUUCAGUCCAGAUGGAGGUGAGGAGAGCCCAUGGGCAACUCCCUCUACCCCAGUAACCCCCUCCUCCCCACCAACCCCCACCGAGGCGGAGGGUGAUGGGCUGUCUUACAACCAGCGCAGUCUCCAGCGCUGGGAGAAAGAUGAGGAGCUGGGUGAACUCUCAACCAUUUCCCCUGUGCUUUAUGCCAAUACCAACUUUCCGACUCUCAAACAGGACUACCCAGACUGGGCUAGUCGCUGUAAGCAAAUCAUGAAGAUCUGGAGGAAGGUGUCAGCUGCUGACAAGGCUCCAUAUCUGCAAAAGGCCAAAGAUAACCGAGCAGCGCAGAGGAUUAACAAGGCACAGAAGGCUGUGAUUCAGGUGUGCAGGCCCAUCAAGACUGAGCCAGGGCGUGUGAAGGGAGAAAGGCCCAGUUUACACCUCCAGAUCCCUCCACCUUCAGGCUCUACAUCAAUCUCUUCCCAGCCCAGCUCUGCCGAAAGCCCAUUUCCUUUUCCUCCAGAUUCAGGAUCAUCCUCUGUAUUUUUCUCUGAUGGACCUGUUAAGACUCCGGGGUCGGCUGAAAUUCGGACGGAUCCCUUGGCCAAGUUUCCCUCUCAGUCACCCCAUUCUCACUCUCACCCAUCCACACCCUUCUCCCAUGCUGGAGUCAGCUCCUCUUCCUCAGGUUAUUCUGCUUCCGGCCCACAGGGUCCUCCUCAGGGACGGCCAGCCAGUCUUGGCCCCUUUGACAUGCAACCAGGAACUCCUGGAACCCCUCGACGGGCUCAGCAGGUUGACCCCUACUUCAGAUCACAGCUGCAGCAGCAACAAAGUCAUCUACCACAAUCCCAGCAAGGCUCUCAGGAGUCCCUAGGACCUCCAGAAAGCCCUCAUUCGAGAGGUGCUGGGCUUGGGGAGUCACCCAUCUUCUCGCCACCCCACAAUACUCACUAUGGAGACCCCUUCAGAAACCAGCAAGGGAUGGGGAGGCUAGAAUAUGGUUCAUCCCCAUCACCCUCCGCAGUGGCUUCCUCACCUGCAAGCACAGUACAGUACAGGACUGACAUGAGUGCACCUUCACCUCGCCCCUCUGCUGUUGGAAGACCUGACCUGUCCUCAGGUUCCCCUGCCGGGAUGCUGGAGCCUGGGGAUGGUUUAUUCAAGGCACCCAUGACGCCACGAAUGCACCAAGGGGAGGUUGGCACACUUCAUCCUGGAGCUUCCCCUGGCCACCAUUCUGAAGGCUACAGGAAGUCUCCCUCCCACCCUUUCUCUGACCCCCACAAUCAGCCACCGCUAACUCCCAGACCGCAGUCAGGCGACAGUUGUUCUCUUGGACUCCAGAGACAACCUGUAGCUCAACAGGAACUAUGCCCUAGAGUGCCCUCCAGCCCACAGUCCCAGGGCAGCUGUCAGUCUCCCCACACUCCUGGUGGACUCUCCAAUGAUGCUUACAGUGUCCAGUCUCCUGCUACCCCUCGUUUCCAAUCCCCAGACCCUUGUUCUCAGCCACCAUCAAGACCACAAUCCAGAGACCAUUAUGCUUCUAUCCAGAAACCCCCUCGUCCGCCCUCUGUUGCCCCAGAGGGAACUGUAGGUUAUAAAAGCUCACCUCAUCCUAACCAGGCACCCCCACCCAACCCCACCAACAAUUCCAUAGGGGAUCCUCUCUCUGGUAAACCUUCAGCAGCUCCUAAUUUCAGCCGCAGCCCCAACACCGGAGGCCAUCAAAUAACCCAACAGCAGAGUCAGAUGGUACAAGUUCAGCUCCAGCAACCACAGCCACAAACUCAGCAGACUAUGGGGACAGACGGCUUCAGUUCCAGGGUGCCACCUCCUUCUGGAUCUCAAGAACUACCAGCCGUCCGCCCUCAAGACACACCUCAUCAGCCGUCUCAAGAAAUGCCUGAUAUGUCAGCAGUGCAGGACCCUACAUUGGUAGGCCUUAGCCCCUCUGAGCUGGAGAAGCACAGACAGCGCCAGAGACUGAGGGAAUUCUUAAUCCGACAACAAAUGCAGAGAAAUUCCAUUCGACAAGAGAAGGAGGCGGCUGCUGCAGCUGCUGCUGGCGGCAGUGUGUCCCCUGGCUGGUCUGGAGGAGAAAUGGGGGCCUUUCAACAAGAUAAAGUCCACAGAGCACCACCACCUUAUCCACAGGAUCGUUCUGCUGCUGCUAGUGCUGUUGGAUCUCAGGCGUCUGUGGCAGGGAGGAUGCCCAUGGCUGUUGGAGGCAUGGAGGACAAGCUCAUUCGCCCACCACUUGCAGGAACCCCUGCCAUUAUGGAUCCUAAUGCACUAAGGCCACCAGGGCCCACCAGACCUCAGGGCAUGUUUGCCCGUCCACCAUUCCCUCCGCAGUGGCAGGGCCAGGCCCCAGGCCCAAGGAGGUUCCCCCAGCCUGGCAUGGAGGCUAUUGGUAUAAGGCAUAACAUUAACCCUGCCAUCAACAUCCAGGGUAUGGAGAGCAUGGGUAACCCUCACACCAUGAUACAAGGACAUGGAGGAGAAACCAUGCAGCCAAUGGCUCAAGGACCCCCUCCACAGUUCAUUGAAUUAAGACACAACUCACAGAGGUUGCCCCUACGACCCCAGUUUAUGCCCCGUGGACCCCAGCCCAGACCACGUCUCUUUCCACAGCAAGAGAUGGCAUCACCUUAUGUUCAGCAACAUCCCAUAGCUCAAGCUGGUGGCAUUCAAACAGAGGGGGGCUUACAGCAAGGUGGACUGUCAGUUUUACUGCCUCAGCAAACAACAGGCCCACUAACACAACAACCCCACCUGCACCCCCAGGCUACUUCCAAUCCCAAUAAUUCUAGCACUGAGCAUCAUCAACUUCCACAGUCAGGCCUUGUAACAGGGCCCCAGACUUCCACAGCAGAAAACAGUGUGGAACUGCCAGAGCAUGAUCUUGAGGGUCUUGGGGAGGCCCCAGGAGAUGGAGGUGUGGAGGAUGAGGAUGAUUUGGCUCUAGACUUGGACCCUGACAAAGGGGAUGAUGACUUGGGCAACUUGGACAACCUUGAAACCAAUGAUCCACAUCUCGACGACCUACUUAACAGUGAUGAGUUUGACCUGCUGGCAUACACGGAUCCUGAACUGGACCAAGGAGACCCCAAGGAUGUCUUCUCAGACCAGCUGCGGCUAGUGGAAGCAGAAAGUGAACCGCCUUCAUCUUCCUCUGGAUCUGCGCUUGUUAAAGUGGAAGAGAAAGUCAAAGUCGAGGCAGGGCAGAAGUCUCUCACAACAAACCCUGCCACAGCAGGUGGGUCUGCUGCCCAACUUGCACACUCUGCAAAAGCUGCUGAUAUCUCCAAAGUCAAAAUAGAAGACAAAGGUCUGCCCCCCCAGCUGCAGCCAGGACAGACAGUGGUGAAAGAUGAAAUGGGAGAGGCUGUGUCAAUGCUUCUUGGUGGGACCACACCAUCAGCCAACUCUGCACAAACAGAAAACCCGUCGGCUUCACUCAGUUCUGUUCGAUUAGGGGGUCUUCCAUACCCUCUGCCAGGCCAAGCUGACCCAUUGCCUUUUCCUUCAGCUGCUCCACAUGCAGAUAUUGGCGAUGAUCCUCUGGGGCUGCCUGAUGUCGGGGGUCAUCACUCCCCUGCGGUAGAUUUAGCAAAGGUAGAGAGCUCUUUAGAUGGUGAACUGCCUCUUCUAAUACAGGAUCUGCUGGAACAUGAGAAAAAGGAACUACAAAAGCAGCAACAGCAGCAACAGCUCAGUUCCCUCCACCAGGGAGGCAUGGCACCUCAUUUUCCUGGCGGCCCAAGUCAACAACCUAACCCACAGGCACCCGGGCAGAUAAUGUUACCACACCACCAUCGUCCACCACCCCAAGGAAUGAUGGCUCAGCCAGGGAUGGUACCCCGUGCACCGCACAUGUUGCAACAACAGCAGCAAAGGCUUAUGGGAGCUGUAAUGGCACCUCCACCUCAUAUGGCCAUGGCUCAGCAGCAAGCCAUGAUGAGGAUGGGGCAGCCAGGGAUCCAUGCAGGCAUCAGUCAUCAACCACAGCCGCAGCCAGUGGUUAAACAGUUACCCCUGGCCAACAACUUCUUCCCAGAUAAAGAUUUAGACAAAUUUGCUACUGAUGACAUCAUGGAUCCCAUUGCCAAGGCAAAAAUGGUGGCACUUAAGGGUAUCAAGAGAGUGCUGGCACAAGAUCCAAUGGUUGGUCCCCCUGGCAUUAACAGGCAACAAGUGUCUCUGCUUGCUCAAAGGUUGGCCUCUGCCCCGGGUACAAAUCCAGGUCAACUUACAUCUGGACCUCCAAAGGAGGGAGAAACAAGUGAUCCCACCCAGUCAAGACCUAACCCUCCACAGUUUGUGCAAGGAAUCAUAAAUGAUGCAGAACAACACCAAUAUGAAGAAUGGCUUCUUCACACCCAGCAGUUACUUCAAAUGCAGUUGAAAUUUCUGGAGGAACAGAUUGGAGUUCACCGCAAAUCACGCAAGGCACUGUGUGCUAAGCAACGCACUGCUAAAAAAGCUGGCAGGGAGUUUGCUGAGGCAGAUGCAGAGAAGCUCAAGUUGGUUACAGAAGAGCAGAGCAAAAUUCAAAAACAGCUUGACCAGGUACGCAAGCAGCAGAAGGAGCACACCAAUCUUAUUGCAGAGUACAGAAGCAAGCAGCAGCAGCAUCAGCAAGGCUCAGGUCUUAUUACCCCGGGUCAUUCUGCACAGGGGGCACCCCCUCAUAUGUUUCCCAAAAUGCCUGCCCAGAUGAUGAUGGGCCAACAGGGAACGCCAGUAAUGGGCCAGCACCCUGGUAUGAUCCCCCAAGGUGGAAUGCCUAUCAGGAUGCCACAAGGGCAGCCCUUUAUUGGAGGAGCCCAGCCUCAGCUUCCCGCACCACUCGGUGCCAGUGGUGUCACGGCCCCAGGUCCUCCUGGGGCUCCAACAGGAUUCUUUCCACAGGGGCCUGGAAUGCAAGGCGCAGACCCAAGGCUUCUCCAAGAAAGACAGCUUCAACAUAGGAUGCAGAUGGCAAAGCUCCAACAACAACAACAACAACAGCAGCAGCAGGUGACAAUGGGGCAGCAGUCGAUGCCACACCUAAAUCAACAGCCUGGGUUAAUCACUCAGCCACAGUCUGGUAUGAUGGGGAACCCACUUAUGGGCCAACAACAAGUAAGCACCCAACAGGGAAUGCUAGCCAACCAGGCCAGUCAGCAGAGCAUGGUGCAGGUUCCACAAGGAAUGGUUGGAGGCCAGUCUGUUGCUCCACCACCACAGAACAUUGUAGGAGGUCAGCCCAUUAACCACGCCCAGGCAAUAAUGGCAGCUCAACCUGGAAUUAUGGGGAACCAGCCAGUUGCACCAUCACAGCAACAGAGGCCUCAGCUGAUGAUGAGUCAGCACGGAAUUGUUGGAGCUCCAGGCCAUCCUGGCCUCAGGGGUCCGCAGGCCCAAUUGACUCCACAACAACAAAAUAUUCUGGCCCAACGCAUGAUAGCAUCUCAGCAGCAGCAGCAACAACAGCAGAAUCUUGCAAAGAAUUUGGCCCACCUCCAGCAACAGCAAAUGGCACAGCAAAGACAACCAACACAAUUGAUCAGUCAGUCUAGCCAAGAAGCAGGAGGGCUCUCCCAACCCUCAACCCCACAGAUGGGCUCCUCGCCUUCAGCAGGAAGUAUCACACCCCAGCCACAGGGAACUACAGACAGCCAAAACUCAGGCCCCAAAGAGGGUGGGAUUCUGAGCCUUGACCCAAGAACACCCCCACAGCAGAGUGCACCCUCCACUCCAAAUCAGAUGUCUCAACUAGGAUCUGCAAAUGAUCAUCAAACUGAUUUUGGAAGGCAGCAGUUGCAACAACAGCAGCAGUUGCAACAACAACAACAACAGCAGCAGCAGUUGCAACAACAACAACAACAGCAGCAGUUGCAUCAACAGCAGCAUCAGCAGUUACAACAACAACAACAACAGCAGCAAUUGCAACAACAGCAGCAGCAGCAGCAGUUGCAGCAGCAGUUGCAACAGCAGCAGCAUCAAAACCAGGUUUAUAUGGCCCAGCAGCAACAAGCAAAUCCUCACUCUGUACCAGAUCAGCAAACAAAUUUAGUUGGAAACCAACAAACUGGUGUACUUCAGCAACAGCAGCAACAAUUUCCGCUCACUCUCCAGAGGCAAGGUCCCCUCAGUGCUGACAAGCCUAUUUUGAUGACUGUUAAAGAAGAAGGGAAGCCAAUAGAUUUCUUAGCUCAACAGCAACAGCAGCAUACAGCUCAAAAUACCAUGCAGCAGUCACAAGAUCCCAACAUCCAGCAGCAGAUCAUGGCCCAAAACCAUCCUGGCCAGCCACAGCCUGCUGUUAUGGGCCAUAAUCCACAACAGCAAGCCAUAUUAGCACAGCAGCAAAAACAACAGGCCAUAAUGGGAAUGAUGAGAGCCCAGCAGCAAGGAAUGAUUGCACAGAGGCCUGGGGCUCCAACUGGACAGAUCCGCAUCCCAGCUAGCAUUGCUCAAAAUCCUCAGCUCCGUAAUCUUCCCCCAAACCAGCAGCUUCAGCACAUCCAGGCUAUGAUAGCACAGAGGCAGCUCCAACAGGGACAGAUGUUACGGAUGUCAGUGCCUCAAGGACAGCAGGGUCAGCUGAGGCCUCACAUGCCACCAGGACAGAUGCCACAGGUUGGGCAGCAUAUUCCAGGGAUGGAAGGCCAACAACAGAUGCCAUAUGGAGCCAUGGCAAAACCUGUGGGUGCUCAACAACAGUUGGGCCAACAACCUGGUGUCGCUCCUCAGAUCCAGCACGGGAUGAUGGUCCCUGGACAACAGCAGCCACAAGCAGGGGAAAUGAUGCAGCAACAUAUUAUGAGAAGCCCGGUACCAGUGCCACGUUCCCCCAUGGACCAGGGCCGUAUGAUAAGGCCAACAUCUCCACGACAGCCAUUGGCGAACUCUCCUGUGGAUCCACAAAGGCACACAUUUAAUCAAGCUAUGGGUAUGCGACCACCCACUCCUAACCAGAACCAACAACAUGCACUAAUGGCAGCUGCAGCAGGCCGCAUGCAGGGCUCUCCCUCCCAUGCAUAUUCUCCAAGAGGGCCCUUCGGAAUGAGCCCAGCCCACCCGGCCUCACCACAUUCAUCCCAUGUCUCCUCGCCGUCUGUGUCGGACGGUAGGGCUGGAAGGGGGAGUCCAUAUAGCCACAUAAAGGCAUCCCCACUCAGGUCACCUGGAGCCAAAAGUCCCCUUGAUUGUCCAGGACUGAAAGUAGAAACUCAGACAUCAGGCAAUGACACAUCUCAGACAGUAGCAGUCAUCCACAAUGGGCCACAAAAAGACAUGAAUUUUCAUCAGCGGUCCCAGCAGCUUACAGAAAGCCAUCGUCACCACAUGGGCUCUAGGGAAGGAGAGGUAUGCAAAAUGACCCUACAGAACAUUAAACAGGAACCAAGGGAGGUUCACUGUGACGGUGCAGCAGAGGCUCAUCUGGGGAUAAUAAAGCGAGAAGCAACAGGUGAGGCGGUUACUUCUGGGAACAAUACUGGCUUUAUUAAUGCUGGAAACAUGGCUGGAGACUCUGCAACUCAAGGUCCUAGAUCUGAGACUGGACAGCAACUACUGCAGAAACUCCUGAGAACCAAGAACCUUCAGCUCGGUGCUCAGAGGCCUUCUGAAGGCAUCCACAAUGAGAUCAAUGGCCACAUCAACAGUAAACUUGCAAUGCUGGAGCAAAAGCUCCAAGGAACUCCUCGAAACAUGGAGGACUUGCAGUCUUUAACAAAAAGGGCUCCUGUACAAAAGGCAAAGCGCACAAAUAAGGCAGCUGGAGACAGAGGGCCUAAUGCCAGGAAGAAGAAUAAGAAGGAAGAAGUUGGAAAAAGUGCCGAAGCCCUAAUAAAGCAACUCAAACAGGGUCUCUCUCUGCUUCCGCUGAUGGAGCCCUCAAUCACUGCCAGUCUGGAUUUGUUUGCCCCUUUUGGAAGCAGCCCUGCCAAUGGCAAAGCCCAGCUCAAAGGAUCCUUUGGAAAUGCAGUGCUGGACAAUAUCCCAGACUACUAUUCUCAGUUACUCACCAAGAGUAACCUCAGCAACCCACCAACACCCCCGUCCUCCCUGCCACCUACUCCGCCGCCCUCAGUGCAGCACAAGCUGCUGAAUGGAGUGACUCCUGGGGAGGAGCUGCCUGAGGGUCAGAAAGCCACAGAGCGAGCACAAGAGCCAAUGAAAUCGGUUACAGAGGAGGUUAAGAGUGUCGACAUCCUCGCAGCUCUCCCCACGCCACCGCAUAACCAGAAUGAGGACAUCAGAAUGGAGAGUGACGAUGAGGAUGCCCCAGAAAGUAUCAUCCCGGCAUCAUCCCCCGAGAGUAAUGUAGGAGAGGAAACGCCUCGUUUCCCUCACCUACGGGAGCCUAAAGAGGAGGAGACGGAGAGAGCAAUAUCCCCCAUCAUCCCUCUCAUACCUCGCACUGCCAUACCAGCAUUCCCAGAAAACAAACAAAUUGAAGCGGCUGAUGGCAAAGUACUUCCCACAUCCAACCACUGGGACAAGGCCAAAAGCAACGAGGUGUCUGUUACCUUCACAUUGUCCUCUGCUGCAGCUAAGAAACUGAACCACGUGAUGAUGGCCAUGGCCCAGUUGCUUCACAUUAGAAUGCCUGGUUCUUAUGAGGUGACUUUUCCUCCCCAAAACCCUGACAUGUCUGGAGGGGAUGGGCCUGGGAAAGGACCCGGACAGUCAGGGGCUGUGUGUACAAAGGACAGUUCUUCACCUAGUCAGGACGAGUGGCUAAGGCAGUUUGACGUGUCUCUACCAGGCUGUACACUGAAGAAACAAGUGGACAUUCUGGCACUCAUCAAACAGGAAUUUCCAGAAAAAGAAGACAACCCGGUCCAGCACUGUUACACAACCAAAGUUAAUGACCUGGAUGUGCGCCACCUUCCUAUUAUACCAGUGGAGGAAUCUCCACCCCCUUCACCAUCUCCUCCACAACCUCCCCCACCUGUGUCCGAUCCAACUAUUGAAGCUGAGCCUUCCAAAAAAUCUGCUUCUCCAUCGCCCUCUCCUCCCAGUCCCACCAGUGUCCGGAUCAAGACAGAGCCGGACCAGGACGAUGGUCCUUCUAUUGAUGCUGCUCAACCACCUGUUGUCACAGAGUCUAAUGAUGCUGCUCCAGAGUCAGUCACUGAUCCAGCAACUGCUCCUGCAGUUCCUGAUCCCACUGCUCCUACUGAAGAUGAACAAGAUUUGGGUCCUGCUGCCAAGGAAGAGGACUCUGCUGCUGAUCCAGUUCAACCUCCUAAAGAUUCUCCCAACACCACUGAGUGUUCCCCCAAGGCUCUGAAGCAGCGAAGGCCACUCUCCCCCGAUGAGGAGGUAGUGCAUCCCAAAAUGAAAAAAUGGAAGGGGAUUCGCUGGAAGCGUCUUCAGAUUGUCAUCACAAUACGUAAGGGCGGGUCGAAGAAGGAGAGCAGCCGUGAGGUGUCAGAGCUGAUGGAGCGCUUGCGCAUUACCCUUCGACCAGACAGGCUGCCUCGGGAUAAACGUAAAUGCUGUUUCUGCCACGACGAAGGUGACGGGGCCACAGAUGGGCCUGCCCGCCUGCUUAACAUCGAUGUGGACCUGUGGGUGCACCUUAACUGUGCCCUGUGGUCCACAGAGGUGUAUGAAACACAGGGUGGUGCCCUCAUCAAUGUGGAGGUAGCCCUGCGUCGCGGGUUGCGGACUCUCUGCGCGUACUGCCAGAAGACGGGUGCCACCAACAGCUGCAACAGGCUGCGCUGCCCUAACGUCUACCACUUUGCCUGUGCAAUCCGGGCACGCUGCAUGUUCUUCAAGGACAAGACCAUGUUGUGCACUCAGCACAAGCUGAAGGGCCCCAGCGAAGAUGAACUCAGCGCCUUUGCCGUUUUGCGGCGCGUCUACAUUGAGCGUGACGAGGUGAAGCAGAUUGCCAGCAUCUUGCAGCGAGGAGACCGCAUCCACCUGUUCCGUGUCGGUGGUCUCAUCUUUCAUGCUGUUGGCCAGUUGCUUCCCUCCCAAAUGACCAACUUCCACUCACCCACUGCCAUCUUCCCCGUCGGCUACGAGGCAACACGCAUCUACUGGAGCACCCGCGUGCCCAACAAGCGCUGCCGCUACCGCUGCCGCAUCAGCGAGGAUGACGGCCACCCCCUGUUUGAGGUGCGUGUCCUGGAGCAUGGCAUGGAGGAUUUGCAGUACCGUGACACUACUCCAGAUGUGAUCUGGGACCAGGUGGUUCAGCAGGUGGCUAAACUCCGGGAUGAGUCGUCCAUGUUGAAGCUGUUCACUGAACAUCUCAAAGGAGAGGAAAUGUACGGCCUCACAGUUCAUGCUGUCAUGCGAAUCACUGAGUCGUUGCCUGGAGUAGAGAACUGCCAGAACUAUCAGUUCCGAUACGGCCGUCACCCUCUGAUGGAGCUGCCUCUGAUGAUCAAUCCCUCUGGCUGUGCUCGCUCCGAGCCCAAGGUCCCCACACAAUGCAAGAGGCCACACACUCUGAAUAGUACCAGCGUGUCAAAGGCCUACCAGAGCACGUUUACUGGCGAGCUCAACACGCCGUACAGCAAGCAGUUUGUCCACUCCAAGUCGUCCCAGUAUCGGCGCCUGAAGACCGAGUGGAAGAACAACGUGUAUCUGGCGCGGUCCCGCAUCCAGGGCCUCGGUCUGUAUGCUUCCAAAGAUCUGGAGAAGCACACCAUGGUCAUCGAGUACAUUGGCACUGUCAUACGCAACGAGGUGGCUAAUCGCCGCGAGAAGAUCUACGAGUUGCAGAACCGUGGGAUCUACAUGUUCCGCAUCAACAACGAGCAGGUGAUCGAUGCCACUCUGACUGGGGGCCCAGCUCGCUACGUCAACCAUUCCUGCGCCCCCAACUGUGUCGCCGAGGUCGUGACCUUUGACAAAGAAGACAAGAUCAUCAUCAUUUCCAGCCGCAGGAUCCCGAAGGGAGAAGAGCUGACAUACGACUACCAGUUUGACUUCGAGGACGACCAGCACAAGAUCCCUUGCCAUUGUGGAGCCUGGAAUUGCCGCAAGUGGAUGAACUAAGGAGAAGACAGAAAGAAACGUGGAGAACUUCCCCUUCUCGCUGGCGCCAGAACACUCCUGCGCCAAAGCCUUUGAAUCCUACAUAGCCAGUGCAUAAGCUGUUCUGAAAGACGCGGAUGGAAGAAGGCUGGCCGCCGUCAUUGAGAGAGACUAACGUGGUGACACCUGUAGCCAAAGGUUUGAAGAGCAUUAAUCAAUAAAAAGCAACCGACCGCCUCCGUCAGCAGCAGCAGCAGCAGCAGCAGCAGCAGCAGCAGCAGCCUGAUGGUGGGAGUGACUUUUUAUGUCUGGACUAGUGAAACACCCUCUCCUAAGCCAAAACCCCUUUUCCCUCUUCGACUGUUCUCAAUAAGCUGACAGUGGCUGCAAAACAAUCCUCAACACCUACCAAAUGAUUCUGACCCUCUGAUAUCGAUACUCGUAGUGCAGAGCUCAGCUGGAGCUGCGUCAAAAAGCCAUUUUUAAAAAUACUAAGAAUGAACUAAUAAUGCAUUUUUAUGUUUUAAGACGGACCUAUUCCCUGUCGCACCUAACCACCACCCCUCACCCCCCUUACCUCCCAGAAAAGGCACUUUCCCCAUCAAGUCAUCAAUGAAGACAACACGGAUAUUGGCUAGCUAGACAAUCUUGAUGUGGCUCUGUGUAAGAACUACAUGUGAUCGAUGGAAAAAGGAAAAAAGAAAAGAAAGAAAGAUGUAAGUUAAUAUAAAAAUUUGCGAUGCUAUUGUUCUGUGGCUCCCGAGGGCCCAGAUGUUCUGACUGUGCGGAGUCCCAAGGUGGGUUAGUUGGACCCAGUCUACCUCAUUAUUGAUUUAGCGGGAAGUGACUGCUUUGUAUGAAAAACUGUUAACUGCUACUGUGGAACCGUGGGGGGGACGGGGGAAACGUUUUUAUGGGCUUAGCCUUCUCGGACAAGCAGGGAAUCUUAAGCAGCAGGUUUGCUCUAUCUACUCUAUGCUGAUGGUAACUUACAAAAAAUGAGCCAACAUAAUUAUUAUUCAUGAAUUAUUUAUACAGAUGAACUAUAUGACAGUUUUGAUAAAGAUAUUGCAUUAAAGUCACAAUCAGAAGCUUAGUGGAUGUCCUGUAUGCCACCAAAUCAUCCUGGAUAUUGAUGUAGCUUUUUUCUUUUCUUUCUUUCUUUUUUUUUUUUUACUUUUUAAUUUAUGCGUCUCCCAAACCAUGCGAUCAACUGUGUGAAAGCACAAUAACAUCCACCUUUUUUUAAAAAAGUUGCUUGAAGCUGUUAACGGUUGUGAGUGAACGGCUCUCGGAUCACAGGACACUCGGGAGUUGAGAAAAAAUGAAUCAUGUACACAUUUUUGCUUGUCGCCUCACACAUCGGAGUUCCGCUCGUUUGAAAACCAGCCGGCGAACGCAUGACUACUGUCCCGUCUGAUGUUUUUUUACUUCUUCCAGCAGAUCGGUCAGUCUUCACACGGCUCAACCUUAAACUUUGAAUCAUGCCUCUUCCUUCUCUGUGUUCUGUAGUGGACUGUUGUUAAACUUUACUGUAGUAAGUCUUCCUCUGCCUGAGUCCAGUCUGCAGUGUUUCUACUUCCCCCCUGUAGUGUGCUUUUCUAGUGCUGGUACUGUCCUCUCGAGGCUGAACGGACGGCAGGGAAAGACUUAUUGGAAAAAAGGGCAUUUGUUUUUAAUUUCUAUGUGAGAUGAAUGAAAAAAAAAAAAGUCUUUAAAGGGAGCUUUACUGAAACUCCACCUUCCCAUUACUGCUUUGUUUUCCUCCUUCCCCCGAACCUAAGACCUCACAUGAUUUAAAAAUGCAAAAGUUGUACAAACUGUAUAUAUAUUAUAUGCAUUUAGGGGACAGCAACUCUUUAUCCAGCCCCUUUGUAAUCAAUAAAGUCAAAAAGUGUAGAGAAAUAAAAUUGAAGAAGAAAAAAACCCAUCAACCACUGGAUAUCAUUUUAACAAAGACAAAGCUGUAUAUAUAUAUAAAUAUAUGUAAAAUGGCAAACUAAUAUCUUUAUGUAUAUGAACCAGAGUGUUUUGCAUUUACCUGUUUUUUCUAUUAGUGUUUUUUGCUAUAAGCUCUCAGAGACGAGUUUGUUAAACUAGGUGUGAGAUCUUCUCCAAUCAGUUGCGACGAGAAGCGACGAGGUGAUUUCACAGAGCCGUUUGGAUCCGCGUCGUUGAUUCAGACGUGAGGAUCACUUCUCGCAUAAAGCAGUACAACGGUGCAUAGCAUUUGUAUUUAUGUAAUAUUGUCCGUGUUUAUUUUUUCAUUUUUAUUUAUGCUACUGCUUGUUGAUUACCAAAACCUGUCCCUUAAUCGGUUACAAUUGGAUUGAUAUUACUCUUGAAUGGAAAAUCUUGAACUCCCUAGAAUAAUGUUGUGUUUUGCUUUUUUAUAUCUUCCCUAUAGAAGUGAAUGUGUUGGUAAACCUUGUGAAAUGUUUACUUGGCCUAAUGUAUGUUAUGAUGUAAUACUCUAAAGUUAAUCCCGUACUUAACCUGGUAAUGAAUUGCACUCUCAUAGUAUAACGGAGAACUUCUCUAAAGUGGUAGAUAUUGAUCAAGUAUCCGAAGCAGUGAUAUAUAUAUUUUUUGGUAUGUUUCUAUUUCAAGGGAAGAUCAAUGACGAGACACAUUAUGCCGCUCACUGGAUUUUAGAAUGAAUCAUUUUUAACUUCUCUGAAUCUCUUUAAUUUAAAUUCUCUGCAUAUCGUAUAAUUUAAUAAAGUUUGCUCAAAAUUGAAGGUUUUUUUUAACCUCACCUACUUUUUAAAAAAAAAGACAAAAAGAUGUUGCAUCUGUACAGCAGAGAUACUUUUCGGGAAUAUGAAUAAAUAUAAUGAUCAUUUUUA